AUGAGUUCCAAACAAGUUUUUAGGGAAGGACUGAAGGCAGUUCUCUCAAAAAUCCCUGCCAUAGAAUUGGACAAACAAUCAGUAGCGAUAACCAAUGCUGUUCUGCCAUUAGUACAACAAUAUCAAUCAGUAGCAUGCUACAUGAAUAUGGAUAAUUCAGAAGUAAAGACGCACGAUAUUCUACGACGUUUGUUUCUUGCCAACAAAACAGUUUACUUACCUCGUUGCACUAACACAAAGGUAACAGGGCAAAUAUCAUUGAGACCAAACAAAAAGAAUCACCCUCAUUUGACAUUUCACAAGAUGCAAUCUUGGGAACAAGUUCAAAACUUGACUCCUCAGGGGAAAUACAAACUUAAAGAGCCUCCAGAAGAAACACCAAUGCCAAUGCCGCCUCAGUUGGAUGUCAUCUUGGUACCUGGUGUUGGCUUCUCCUUGAAUGGCGGCAAAAGGAUUGGUCAUGGAGCAGGCUUUUAUGAUGACUUUUUCCAAAGAUACCAAUUGCAUCAUAAUGGGGAAAAACCUCUACUUAUUGGGAUCGCCUUGAAAGAACAACUUAUAGAUGACAUUCCCACAGCAGAUCAUGACUAUUCUAUGGAUUGUAUUGUUGUAGGAGAUGGAUCUGUUCACUGGUUUAAAUAG
Messenger RNA from Naumovozyma castellii, 642 nucleotides. RefSeq names its product 5-formyltetrahydrofolate cyclo-ligase (gene FAU1). The record is from RefSeq and is a predicted model, not a curated record. Bases 1 to 642 code for a protein of 213 amino acids. Lineage: Eukaryota; Fungi; Ascomycota; Saccharomycetes; Saccharomycetales; Saccharomycetaceae. The transcript has a single exon.